CAUGCCGGAGCUCGCGGUGACAUGGCACCAAGUGCUCGAUAUCCUGCAACACGCAUGGGACGAGACCGUCGCGACGCUGCGCAGCGUGCCUUUUGAUGCAAUCACGGGCGCGACGCACGACCGGCUCGUCGCGCUUCUGGAGGACGACCGGUACGACGCGAAUGCGGCCAUCGCCGAGGGCGGGCCUGCGUGGCGCGACGUCUGCAGCUACCUCGCCGACGUGGCCGCAGCGCUGCAGCAGGCGCACAUGACGGACGACACACGGACGCUCGCAACGACAAGCUUUUGCGUCUUUGUCGAUGGCAGCCGCACGGCGCGGCUGGCGUGCGACGUGGCGCUUCAACUGCGUCGGUCGGGGCGCCUCGAGAUCUGCCUCAUCGACGAGUUCCCGCCCGCGCCCUCCUACAGCGCAGAGUUCGUCCUCAACGAUUUCACUCUGUACUGCAAGCAAAACAGUGUGCCAAAGUCGAAGUUAAGCGUGCGGUCGCAGGCCGUGCGCCUCACGCAGCCCAAAGCGCUCCAGCUCAUCCAGCUCCAGGACAGCGCCGACUUUCUCGUCCUGGGUGCCAUUGGCGCCAAGGGGCCGCAGCCAUCCCAGGUCGGUGCCACCGCCAUGAGCGUCGUGCUGCAGAGCCCGACAUCCAUCAUCCUCGUCCCUCCGAUCGCCGAGGCGGUUCGCAUCCAGCAGGCACAUGUGUUUGUCGUCGCUGUCGACGUGCAUGCGGACGCUGCACGGCUCUGCUUCCACAGCGCGCUCAAGCUGCUCCAGCCACAGGACACGCUCCACGUCGUGCACGUCGCGCCACUUGUCGAGCCGCCCGGCACGACGACCGAGUUUCCCCUCGCGGCGCUGUACCGCGAGAAGCUGUUGGCAGCCCAUCUCCAAGGAGACGUCGUCACGCUGCCCGCCGAAAGAGGCUGGACGGUCGCCGAGCACCUGCAGGCGUACGUCGCCAGCCAGCGCGCAUCGUACCUUGUCUUUGGGCUGGGCGACCAGACCAAGGCGCGCACCAGCAUCGACAACUCGACGGUCGGGAACGUGGCCGCGCGCCUCCUCGCGUCGCCUCGCUGCACGCUCGUCAUCUGCAAGCAGUCGGCGCUCACGUAGCGUCGUAAUGAAAUAUC
Saprolegnia parasitica CBS 223.65 is the source of this 1125-nucleotide messenger RNA. RefSeq lists its product as hypothetical. The transcript has 3 exons. The annotation marks the transcript as partial. Lineage: Eukaryota; Oomycota; Saprolegniomycetes; Saprolegniales; Saprolegniaceae. The record is from RefSeq and is a predicted model, not a curated record.